ACAGACAGAUGGUUGUCACAGACGCACAUGGUAGCACGGAGACACACAAGGAAACAUGCGAGGAGGUCGUCGCCCUGCUGGACAGCCACACCGUCGCGUCUCAGAGCCAGCAGCUCUCCAGCCUGCUUCACUUGGCAGCCAGCCACGGUCUGAGGAAGGUGGCGACGUUCCUCCUGCAGCAGCCGGGAGGCAGGGAGGCGCUGAGGAGGCCCAACGCUCAGGGCCUGACUGCAGCACGUCUGGCAGAGAGCAGAGGACAUUGGCAGCUGGCAGAGCUCUUCACACAGUAUGAGACGUCCCCAAACGUCCAGGCGGAACCAAAGGAGCAGCCGCACUUUUCCCAGGGAGUGUUCCGGCGCCACGCAAACCUCGGUACCUACACCCUAACGUUCCCGGGCCUCCGUCGGAGGAGGGAGGGGGGUGCAGAGACACAGGAGAUACAGACGGAGGUAGAGGAGCUGAGGAGGCGUAUCCAUCUGCACAGGGAGGAAAAGGGAAACUCAGACUUUGCUGGCACCAUCGCAGAGACACAUGACCCCGUCACCCCUGCCUGUGGGCAGCAGCCCUGCUCCAACGGCCCGUCUGCGGUUACCAUAGAAACCUGUAGCAUAACAACAGAGGAACGGGGACGUCCUCCCUCACUGGAGGAGAGAGCACAGGGGGAGGACUCUGCUGUUGUCACUCACACAUCCUGUACCAGUGGAACUCUUUGUCAGAGGCAGGAAGCUGGGGGAGAACAGAGGGGCACACCGGUUGCCAACUCUCCCACUGGCCGCAGCAGGAAAAACAGAAGGAGAACUCCAAAAAACGCAAGACGUGCAACAGAAUCUCCAGGAAAUAACAGAAGCACCCCAGAGGACGGUAGAGGGAGUGCACGGAGACCCGCGAAGGCUACAGGAAGUAGUGCAGAGACAGAUGUAUCUAUUGGACCCGGAGGACCAGCGGGGGCAUCUGUGAUUGCAAACGACGGGGAAGCCAUAAAAACUCAACCUAGUCCCAGACAAGGAGAGACUACAUUACCCAUAAAGCCAGCGUCUGAACCAGGUGGUGAUGGGAAGCACGCUGGCAGGAAGGCGGCGGCCUUGCCACCAACCACCAUCGUAGAAAAACAGGAAGGAGAGAAGUGGGAAGUUGACCUGCUGAUAUGUGAGCGAGUUGCAGAGACAGAAGCAGUGACACAGAUAAAGCAGGGAGACGCUGAGAGACUCCCAGCAGAAGAAUUGUCUGCAGAGAGGACGGAAACAAUGGGUCAGGAACAAUCCCAGGAUCCCCAGGAAAGCCGGUCGGACCCGGAGGAGCCGGGCCAACCUGACACCAUGAACAGCAGUCCUCAGUCUGGCAAGAGGACCAGCCCCAAGUCCCCAGAUACGGAGAGGAAACCUCGGAGAAUGCUUUGGCGGGAUGGAGGCUGGAUUGGAGGCAGAAUGGGAUCACCCCAACAGGGAGGAGCAACUGAAGCAAAAACAGUCUGGUAUCAGGGUGAAAAGCUGGAACAGGGUGCCGGUGAAGAGUGUAACAGAGAGGAAGCAAGCUCCCAGUCAGUUUGGUAUGACAGUGACACGGCAGAUCAGAGAAAAAGCGAACAGCUGGAGCAGGUAAUGAGAGAGCAGAAAGAAUGCGAUUUGAGCUCAGCACAGGCUUCUGGUCUUAGUUCUCCACAGCUGUUAGAACAGCCUCCUACUUCUCAUCAACUGUCUUCAGCUCUUAGUCAGCCACAUGCUGCUGGAACGCAGCCAGCGCUGUCACAUGGGCCGGGUGCACAAAGACGGGAAGUACACGGAUCACAGCGAGAGGAGGAAGUAGGGCCAGAUUGGAAGGAGGGUGGAGUGGAGGGAGACGGAGAGGAGGUCAGUAACAGAGAGACGACUCACAGCAGAAAGAGUUCUGAAACGGCAGACCUCGAAGAGGGAGUAGAGGGAGAGACUCAAGGGAGCGAAGACAAAGGAGCAAAGGGCAGAAAAAAGAGGAGGAAGAAGAGGGGGAGGAGAGGAGGCGCAGAUGCCAAACUUAGCUCCAGCUCUAGCAUCGAGUCUCAGGGUCAGAUAGAGAUAAAGACACAGAGAGAACAAGUGUCGGACCUGAACACUCAGCUAGAAGCCAAGGAUACGACAGGAGGGGUGGACAUAGAGUCUCCAAUCAAGGACGCCAUGCAUCUGCCCAGCCAGACAGAGGGCCAGACCAGGGAUGCUCAUGGACCUGACAUCGCAAACUCGGAUCCUAGUGGUACAACUCCAGAGUUCAGUCUGACAGAGCAUGGGAGAACAGAUCUGACUGGAGUUACUGCCUCACAAACUCUGGAAACAAAGGAAUUAUCAGAGGAUGACAGUAAGAACCCGAAUUCUAUUGUCACUGCUUCAGACCUUCAAAUGGACAUCAGAAAGGCAGAUGUGGAGGGAAUUACAACUGUUCAACCAGUAAAAAAGGAAAUACUUGACCCGACAGAGGUGGAAAUAAAUGGGCUUGCCAUUCCGGCUCCCCAAAGAGUGGAUAAUGUGGAGUCAAAGGAAUUGUCAGAAAACAAGGAUUCCACGGUCACUGAUAACGCUGUACCAUCCGUGGACCGGACUGGUUUGGUGGAAUCUAACUACGAAACUACAAAGGAAGUUCCUGUCAAACAUUCAGAUCCUACAGAAUGCACAGAGGACUCGUCUUUUUUGGAAUUUCCUGAACAUAACACACAACACGAACAAUCCCCGGAGUCAAACAGAUCGGCGCAACCUGCGGAUCACACGGGAAGACCCGAAGGAUUUAUGGAAUGGGCGCGUCCUGCAGAAGCUGGUGGUCUGCCAUUUGAAGGCACGCCGGAUGUUUUACCACUACAAAUGCGGGAAGGAAGCUCUGAGACAACUGCGAGGGAAUAUUUGGAGCAUUGUUUGGACCCUGGGAUGAUGAGAGAUCAGCAGCAGGGGGAGGAAAAGAGGAAUGAGUCUUGUGUGGGUGAAGAGGAAGCGAGUGAGGAAAGGAGUAAGAGUGGGGAAAAUGACAGUGGGAUUGUGCGUGGCGAGGAGUUGCCUUCCAUAGACGAAAAGCAAGAUCACAAUGAAAGCGUGGUUGCCACGGCAGUAGCAGUCGUAACGGUUGCAAUAGCAUCAGCCAUUGCUAGCAUAGAGCUUAGCCAACAGUUAGCAGACAAUCAGUCAGAGAGUCAAGAGCCAAUAAACCAGACGCCAGACGAUUCACUCAACACUGUUCAGUCCACACAGCCGAUGGACAAAGAAAACUGUCAACUGCCACCAGCUGAGCCGGAAAACCCACCUAUAGAGCAUAUAGACAUCAUACCUACUGAUCAGUUCGCCUUUAAAGAACAAGUUAAUAUUGAAAUAUCAGAGGACGUUGAUUCUGCAGUGUUGCAGUGUAGCACUGACACAGAAAUGCUACCAGCAGCACAGCUAACUAGCAACCUGGAGGCUAACCUCGACCAGUCAGCUCUUGCAGAUACUCCGAGUUUACCACAACUCUACGAAGAGGUAAUCCAAACAGAAACUACAGCAGACCAAGUCUUUACAUUUCCGCUACCUAAAGAGGAAGACAGCCUGCCGAACGUUGACGCAAAACCUUUGCCAGAAGCAGAAGAAACAUUUACAACCGAGGCGGACAGCCAAGGUCGCGCGAAGGUAGAAGUCCAACAGCAAUUCCAUCGUCCCGUUGCAGGCCCAGGGCAACAUCCAGAUUCUUCUGGCACAUUCUGCCCUUCUGAGGAGAAUCUGAGACUAGGGGAGGAUAGAGACCCCCCAGAUCGGUCUAUCUGUGAGGAAGAGAGUGGGAUGCCAGACAGACUCUGUGGAGAUUAUAGUCCCCCUUUAGAAUCCAUAACUGCUGAGGGUGAGGUAGGAAGCUUUAAAACGUUCGAAGAUAUGUCAGACUCAGACAGAGAGCGUGAGAGAGAUCCUCAGCUGGGCGGUCAGGUAGAAACACAAAGUGAAGGGGAGAUUCCAACCACGCCGCUUAUUUACGGCCCAACACUUCUUGUCGCCCCCUGUGACUCGACUCUUGUGUUCGAUCCCAGUCCAGAAGAGCCGACUGCACCCCUGAAUGCGGAGACGGGCGAAUCAUCAUCAUCAGACAUGAAGCUUGCCCCCGCCAUCCCUCUUUGUGCUGGCAGUAGCAAUCUCCAGAGCAAAGGUCAAGAGCCUGCUGCUGCGGAUAAUAAGGACGGAGUGUUUGAAGGGCUGGAGAAAGACUCUCUGGAUACAGUGGAAGGUUGGAAGGAGAGAGAAAAGAAUAAGAUGAAAAGUGAAGUGGAAUCAAAAAAAGAAAUAGUCACAGAGGACAUCACAUCCACGACAGCGGCAGAAGAAGAGCGGCAACAGACGAGGCGGGACUCGGACGGCACACACACUCUGCAGAUCCAGAGGGAGAGGGACGUUUUCUGCCCCGAACCAAACACAACAUGUACAGACGUCCAUCCAGACAGAGGCGAGUGUGUGUCGGUGUGUUUGUUGCACAGUGACAAAGACGGCGUCAAAGUCUGCAGCAAACCGGAUGACAGUGUCUUUAAAAAGCCCAAAGACCCUCCCCCCUUUGUGGGACACAGGGACAAAGGGGUUCGAGUCUCCUGGUCCUCCACGGAUGAUGCAUCAACACAGGGAGCCCUCAGUCCCACUGAGGAGGCCUUGCCGGUGGGCACACCUGACCCGGUGACCCCUCGGAGCUCCAGACUGUCCUGGAAGUCGGAAACAGAGGACAGAGGAGGAGGAGAGACAGAAGGAGGAGGAGAAGAAGAAGAAGAGAAAGAAGACCAGCUUCCAGAGAAUCCCGUCCCCUCUGCCGUCAUGCGAUCCUCCAUCAGUUCUUUGUCUCCGUUCCGUCGUCACAGCUGGGAGCCAGCCAGGAACAACGCCGCCACAGAGAUGGACAUCGCACAGCGCAGACCACCCGUCCCUUCUUUCAGCUCAUUGAAGAUUCCGUUAGGAGAGGUGAAGAGAGCCAAGCCCCCCCUCCACAGGAGAAGCAUGAGCUGGUGUCCAUCCAACCUGCGUCGCCCUGAUCAGGAGCAAAUAGACAACAGGAGCUACAGCCUGGAGGGUCUGGAGGUGGAGAGGGGAGCGGUCCGGGCUCAGGAAGAGAGGGCCCCGGAGAGGAGCUUGCGCCUGGACAGCCAGGAGAGAGGCUCGCUGGUUUCCCUCACCGAGGAGGAGCAGGAAGGAGACGGAAGCAUUAUGGAUAGCCAGACAUCACAUCCGGUACUGUCAAUGACAAACAGCUGUCCCACCAUGUUCCAUCACCAAACCCUCACCAAAUCCAUCUCCAUGGUUACCAUCAAUCACCGCGACAUUGAUGGGGUGAGCGCAUUUUCCAGUAACUCCGGGUCACUGGAAUACAGUAUUUCAGAGGAGGAGCCGGGUCCCCUGCGGAGCGACACAGAGGGAAAAGGAGGACCUAAAAUCAGCCGGACGUUCAGCUACAUCCGCAGCAAGAUGACCAAGAAAAGCAAGGAGAAGGAGAGGAAAGGAGAGAGGGAGCGGGAUAGCAAAGAGAGAGAAAAGAAUAGUGCAAACGGUCAUCUCUUCAUCCAAGUCAGUCCCUCUCCAUCCACGGCCUGUCAGCACUGCACCAAACUCCUUCACAAUAAGGAGACUUUCCUCUGCAACAACUGUGGAGCCCAUGUCCAUAAGUGCUGCAAAGAGAGACUGUCCGUCUGUACAAAGAGGCAAACAAAGCAGUCGCUUGAAGCCGUUUCCGGGUCAGCACUCAACAUGAGGAGUAAAUCUACAUCUUCAGCAUCAUCUGUAUCCUCUACGUCUUCCUCAUCGUCACGGGAACGCUGGUCCACAGCAACCUCCCCUGAUGACCAGUUCCCUGUGAUUUUCCCACGGAGACAACCCAGUUUCUUCAACACACACAGCAACCUGUCCAAGAGCAUUUCCACCAGCAACAUAGCAGGGUUAGAUGAAGUUUCACUGAAAGGCCUGAAGUUUCUGUCCCAGUCCACCGACUCUCUCCAUAAGGGGAGCAAAGUCAAUGCCUCGACGGAGUCUCUCACAGAUGAAGGUACGGAGAUGAUGGACAGCCAGCUGAUGGGAGAGUUUGAGUGCGACACUAAAGAUCUGGAAGCCGACUCUUGGAGCGGCACAAUGGAUAAGAAGUUUCUGAAAACGUUGAAGAAAGAUGAAAUCAAGAAACAAGACGUCAUCUACGAGUUGUACCAGACAGAGUUCCACCAUGUGAGGACGCUGAAGAUCAUGUCCGAAGUUUACUACAAAGGCCUUCAGAAGGAGCUGCAGCUCGACACUCAAACUCUGGACAAGAUGUUCCCUGUGUUGGACGACAUGUUGGACACGCACACUCAUUUCCUCACCCUGCUCCUGGAGAGAAAGAGAGCUUCAUCAACUGAGGGACAAAAAAACAACAGCUUCCUCAUCUACAGCAUCGGGGACGUCCUGCUCAACCAGUUUUCAGACUGCAGUGCUGAUCGCAUGAAGAAAGUUUACGGGAAGUUCUGCAGUCGCCACAACGAAGCCGUCAAUCUCUACAAAGACCUGCACGCCAAAGACAAACGCUUCCAGGCUUUCAUCAAGAAAACAAUGAGCAGCAGCAUUGUGCGGAGGCUCAGUAUCCCAGAGUGCAUUCUGUUGGUCACUCAGAGGAUCACAAAAUAUCCCGUUCUCAUCCAGAGGAUACUGCAGCACACAAAAGACUCAGAUGAAGACCACAGCUGUGUCUGUGAAUCCCUGCGCUGUGUGAAGGAGGUGAUCAAGGCUGUGGACAGCAAAGUCAACGAACAGGAGAAGAAACAGAGGCUGAGGGAGGUCUACAGUCGCACUGACAGCAAGUCCAUCAUGAGGAUGAAGAGCGGCCAGAUGUUUGCUAAAGAGGACCUGAUCAGAGGGAGGAAGCUGCUGCAUGAUGGAGCGCUGCAGCUGAAGAACGCUGCCGGACGACUCAAAGAUGUCCAGGCCAUGCUCCUGUCUGACGUGUUGGUCUUUCUUCAGGAAAAAGACCAGAAAUAUGUCUUUGCCUCAUUGGACCAGCGCUCUACGGUCAUCUCCUUACAGAACCUGAUAGUCAGAGAAGUGGCCAAUGAGGAGCGAGGCCUCUUUCUGAUCACAGCUGGUAUAGAGAGACCAGAGAUGGUGGAGGUGUUGGCCAGCAGCAAGGAGGAGCGCAACACGUGGAGGGCCAUCAUACAGGACGCCAUGAACUGCAUGGAGAAAGACGAGGACGAGGGAGUCCCAAGUGAGACGGAAGAGGACAGGAGGCAGCAGGAGAACAGAGCAAAGGAGAUCCGAGAGCUUCUACGAAGGAAAGAUGAGCAGAUCAUCUCUUUAUUGGAGGAGAAGGUCCACAUCUUCAGGGACCUUGGCGACUGCAGUCCCGCCCCCGUCGAUACGAAUCCAUCAGUCAGGGAGCGGAUGUUGUUCAUGGCCACACCUGACGACGUCACAAAGGGGGAGCCAGUCAUAAAGGAUGCCCUGAAAGAAGUGGAGACCCUGCACAGUUUAGUGAACAGUGGCGUUGGGGGAGCAGGCUGCAGUGUUCCAGUCGGCCUGACAGGGGGCAGCGUGGGACCGGUCUGUCUGCCCAGGAGAGCGGAGACAUUCGGAGGCUUCGACAGUCAUCAAAUGAACAGCAGCAAGAAUGGAGAGAAGGAAGAGGGGGAUGAAUCACUGGACCUCCGAAGGACUGAGUCAGACAGCGUGUUGAAGAAGGGAGCCACUGCCAGCCUUCAGAUGUUGCUAAAGAGAAACAAUGAGCAGGUGCAGCACAGUGUGACUCAUCUCCAUGACCUGCUGAUUUCACUGCAGGCCGUGGUGGUCCAGCAAGACUCCUACAUCGAGGACCAGCGGCAGACGCUGAGCGAGCGGCUCACCGCCAACUCCUCCAGACACUCGUCCUCCUCCUCGCUCUCGUCCUCCUCCUCGUCCCGCCCCUCCUCCCUCAUCGAGCAGGAGAAACACAGGAGUCUGGAGAGACAGCGGCAGGAGGCGGCCACCCUGCAGAAACAGCAGGCUGCACACCAGGAGGAAAAGAGGAGGAGAGAGAAAGCAUGGGAGUUGAAGGAGAAAUGUCUGGCAGAGCGGGAGGAGAGGCUGAGGGCUGACGAGGAGCAGACCAGGAGGAAGCGUUGGGAGGUGACUGAGGAGGGGGAGGCGCUGCAGAGGAGGAAAGAGGAGUACCAGGUGGAGCUGGAGAGGCUGAGGGAGGCGCAGAGGAGGCUGGAGAGAGAUAAGGACGCUCUGAGGAGAGACACAGAGAGACUGGAAGCCAUGAAGAGAGACGAGUCGGAGCAGCCUCAGCGGUACCAGCGGACUCCCUCCACUACCUCAGAGGAAUCCAUAAGGUUCCACAGCUCCGGGUCUCUGGAUCUAGACGCCAAAGAAGCAGCAGAACAGCCAAAAGGGGUGGAGCUCUCAUCCUCUGCCCCGGCCAAAGAGCCUUUCCUCCGCAUCGGGUCCAAGAGGAUGGGGAAGAACUUUAACCCCUUCUCCUCGUCCUCCUCCUCCUCUAAGGCUCAGGGAGCCGAGAAGGAGUCCCAGCUCCCCAACAGACUGCUCCAGCUGGCCAAACCCAAGGAGAAGAAAGACAAGAGGAAGAAGGGCAAAGAAGAGCAGACACCAACAGAAAGCAAAGUCACAGUGAUGUCGGAUCCUCAGAACGACGGGGACAUCUUCUUCUGCUGAGGACGGGGACGACGCACAUGUGAACUUCUAAUCUGGCCAGUGCAGCAAAACAGGACCCCCAAGUGUUCCCCCCAACUCUAUUUGUAUAUGAAAUGCCCACAUGGGUCUUCUUUGCAGACUACCUGGCCUCUGGACACUGUCCCCAGGCAAACAAAAGCACUGACCUCAUCACUGAGUCUCCAGGUGAAGUCAUUUUGAGCUGGUGAUUCAAUCAGGGGGACUUUGAUCGACAAAUAUGCCAUGAAUUAUUUCCCCCACCGCCACCUUCCAUCAGUUCGAGAUGCCAAGGAGGGAGGAAAAGGUAUUCUUGAUUUCUCCCAGCUGUCGGGAGAACACUCAAAUCUCCUCGAGACUCUAAACUGUAGCUUUAACAUGAACCAACAACGAGUGCCAUUUCUUUCACUAACUCAACUUUGAGCGCUUGUAAAUCCCAAGCUGAGCUUUUAAUCUAACGUGUGAUGCGUGUGUCCACACGUUUGACUCAACUCCGGGGUUCAGCAUUCAAGCUGUCAAACAAGACAUUAGACGGAGCAACAGAUAUCACACCAUGUGGUGUCUCCAACAGUAAGCAACCCCAGAACGAGUCCACACUGUGUGCUGAGGUCAGCGUGUGUGGUCAUUGUGUGCACAACAAAGGCCACGGGCUUCCAGAUGCAAUCGAUCAAACAACCAACAGCCACCAGAGAGAGAUGGACGAGUCUGUAGAGACAGACUGAGUGGUCGGGACAGAUCACCAAAGACUUUUAGUGCCUUAAGGUGUUUUAUAAUGUCGUCAGAAAAAUCACCGCCAAUCUCUAGAAUUUCAUCAUUCAACAGACUCUUAACAGCUCCGUAGAAAGAUUCAUCUUUAAUCAUCUUUCUGUGUGACAAUCACAGCAGUGAAACUGUAACUGCAGCUCAACAGGAUCAGGAAUACAGAGAUUUUUAACAUGCACUUUAUACAUUACACGAGAGAGUGAUGCUUAAUCUGAAGGGUCUGUCAUUCCCUCUUAAUAAUUUCACCAUCAUUUGUUUUAGUAAUUUGGUACUAAAUGCAGGGAAAUUGGGAACAUCCCUCAUAGAUUAGCUCCAUUUAAAUCCAAGUAAAUCCGCCUUUCAUUACUGGAAACUCUAUUAUUAAUAUAUGUUGAAUUGUAUUGUGAGAGUACAGAGCCCCGAGAAGUCGUUUCUGUUGAAAUGAGUAUCAGGACUGUGGGCUCUGUGUGUAUUCACGUAUCACAUUUUUGCAUUUCCAUUCAAUUGAAUCGGUUUCACUUGCUUUGGAAAUGACAGAAUUAUACAAGAAAGCAUCACCCCACUAGAGCAGCAGUACAGAGUAUAGACUUGUCCUGGAUUUAUAUUGAGAUGUUAUAAUAUCAUGUUUCACGACUCUGGGCACGCUGAAAAAAACGGAACAAAAACGAGUUAGCAGUUGAUGUUUUCCCACAUAUAAAGGGCUUCACUCGUUGAACGUCACUUUGUCUGAGCUCGGCGGUUCAUCCUUGACUCUGGUAACAGCAGUUGACUGAACAAACGUCCCUCAAGAUCCAUUCAGCAGCUCUUCUGGAGCUUUUGACCACAAUGCGCAGUCUUCAUCAACAGAUUGAAUUUGCCACGAUUCUGAGCACCUCUAACAUUCAUGUUGAUGUUAAUCAAAAAGUAAUGUUACAUCCCUUUCACCCCUAUGUGAUGAUUGUUGAUAUUAGAACAGUAAUAGUAAUAAUAUCGCCCAGCCCUGCUUUGUAGAAAAUCUUCAAAAGAUAGACAAUCACUGAGUUUACAUUCUACUUUGUAAAUAAGCCAUGUAAGAAAAAUGAAAUGAAAACUUUUUCUGUUUGUAACUGUCACGUCAAUCAGCACAAAUCAUUAUAGCCAAUCAUUAAUGCUGUAGAUUUUCAAAUAAUGGCUGGAGACUUUAUUUAGCUCGGUGCUAUAUAGAGAAGCAGAGACAGGCCUUUUAUUUCUAACCUCUCCUGGUCCUUUUAAGCAUGUCUGAUCUUUGUGUUUUAGUAGGACACCCUCCUUUUUUUCUGAUUCAACUUCUAUUCGUCAUGUUAGUUUGUUGCAGCUCAACACUUCUUAACCAUCUGUUAAACGUUUAAGUCAAGUGGGUGAAAGCUCCUUCCGUUCCCGGAAGGUCUUUUAUUUUGAAACAAAGUGGAAUCGAUGUAAGUGAAUUCCACCGAGAGAGAAGAGUAUUGCUUUGCUCAGAGUACUGAGGGUGACUGUUUACUCUGUCGAAAUACACAUUACAUCAAAGUUAACUUUUACGUCUAGUAUAUUUACUUCAGUCUUUUUUUUUCUUGCUGUUAUUUCAUAUCCAGCCAUUAUUUGUGAAUGAUAAACAGUAUAAACCAAAAGCCAGGUUUAAUCCAGAGCCAGACUUUUUUAUGUUUGUACAACCAAUCUUGGGUACAAUCCUGAAUUGAACCCAGGAUUAACAGCAAUGUUUUUUUAAACUCCAAAAUAUAUUAAAAUUUUACUGGAAAGGCAAUUCAUAAGUGCUUUGGAUCAUGAGUGAAAUGAGGAUACCUAUUUAAAAAUAGUUUCUCUCAAAAGAACUUUACGGAUAGUUUAAAUCUACUUAUAAUCCCCUUGAGUCGCUGCAUUGCAUUACAGAUAUUCCUGGUAUUUUGAAUGCAUCUGAAAAGGACAAAUGCAUCCAAAGCCAAGUAUCCGUUAAUACACCACCCCUUCCUCAAAAUCCUUCCCCAAUAAUCCAAAUAUUGCGUGUCUUUUCCUCCAUAGCCCUGCUGGUAUUGAUAGCGCGGCAGCACACGGCGGACGCCCCGAGGCUCGUAUUCAUCCCCUCUUCAUCCUUUGCACGAUAAUAACUCCCCGCUUUAUAUUCUCCCCACAUUGAUUUUCUCCUCCUGUUCUCUGCUGAAGCGCUCGACUAAUCGGCGGUCUGAAGAAUAAUAUUUCAUCCCUGGGUGUCAUUUCCUGCUGAGAGGAGCAGAUCUCCAGCUGAAACUGAGAGUGCAAGAGGCCCGAUCUCUUAAUUCACUGCUGGGUGUGAUCUCCAGCGGUGGUUAGUCUUCCUUUCAGUCUUCCGAUUCAAGGGCAAAGAAAACACACUCAGCUUCCUUUGGAGACUCGAGAAGGAAACACAGCUCUUUCCUGCCGAUUCACAUCAAAAAAACAGUUCCAUCAACAGAUAUGUAUAUUUAAAAAAAUAACCAUGAUAUUUCUCCAGUACCACACAGCCUUAAUAGGAUUUAAACGACAGACGUGUUAUAUUCAUUGGUGCCUUAAAGGCUUUUGGUGCUACUGCAUAAAGAUGUGCUGAUGCAAAUAUGACGCCCAGUGCAAUCUUUUGCAAAAUCAUAAAAAGGGCCAAAAUAUUUUUGGGGGGGGUUUUCCCAUCUGUGCAUAAACUAAUCGUUCUUAAAGCUAUAACCAUCACUGUCCUAUCACUGGCUGACUGGAAGGUGACUAACAGCAACUCUGACACGAAGAGAGGCCAUAGACUUUAGCUAUCUAGCUAACGUGCCUUCAGCUCGCAAAACAAGCUUUAAACUUUACUGCUAACGUCAGUUUGAAGACUAAAGUGCUAGUUAGCUAGCCAGCUGGUGGCACACAGCUUAAUAAAAACUACCCACAAGCAUAAACAUGGGUCAGUUUACAUGUUAAAUCAUGUAGCCGUUAUUCUUUAACACCACCGCUAACAGCACACUGCCUGUCGUUAGCUUUAAAGCUACAUAUAGCAGCACCAGCCUCUUAACAUGGUGUCUUGGCUAGAACGAGCAUUUCGGUUGGAUUCAAUAUCAACAAUACGCAUAAAAAUGGCUUUGAUAUAUGAAUAUAAAAUAUGGCUAAUUGAGACUCCAGUUGGACUGAAAUAGAAAUAAUACAGUAGAUGAAAAACUGCCAAAUUUAAAGAGAAAUGUCUAAAAUUGCAAACCCCGUUAAUUUAUUACUUUCGUUGUGUUUAAUUUGAUGGAUUGGGAUGUGCCGCAAGUAUUUUUAUAAGUACGUUUCGAAUGACGAAUGAACAAGUGUUUUGAGAUUCCUAUGCUACGCUUUAAUUUCAGCUACCUAAACUGUCUGAAACUUUAGAAAAAUCAACAAGCACGUAGUCUGAAUCUAUUCGCCUUCUCAAAAACAAAAAAGGAACAAGGUUUCCUUAUUUUCUUUCAUUUAUCUUUUUUUCCAACACUGUUCUGCAUUUCAAGCUAAAGGCACAGAGGAAAUCAAAGCAUCACGUUCACACGGUGGAGCCAUCCUGCUGUGAAGAGGGAGAUUAAUUUAAAUACCAAUUUACACUUAUUAUCAAGCCCCCUCUGUGGUCCACACAACCUCCCAAAGUGACGUCCUUCAGUGGGUUUCAGUGUCCUUUCAUUUUUUAUUAUUUAAAAACUGUUCUCCAUUGUUUCCCCUUGUACGGUUCAAUAGACAAUCUGCAGCUUUUGGAUGCCUGAAAUAUAAUAAGCUAAAAUCACAGAAACAAUGUCUGAUCAUGAGUUUAGUGGUGGUUUGAGUCUGGGAGGCCCCUCUUUCUCCUCCUCCACAUUGUUACCAUUCAGCGUGCACUAGAAUUUUACUAAAACCAUUAUUAAGGAAUUUUACGCACUCACAUUAAACCUUACAGUUUUUGCACUGUGAGCUUUUUGAAAUGUAUUUGUACUAAAAACAAAAGGUACAAUGUUUAUUUUUUUCUCAUUUUAUGUACAAAGAAAAAAGGGCAAAGCAACAAAUUUUGUAAAUAUGUUUUAUGUACAAAUUUGAACUUCCAAAGUACUGAUAACUGUGGAUUUUGUUUAGUUGGAUGAAUGUUUUUUUUUUUAAUAAAUAAUAAAGCUUUAUUUAUCUCUCCAUUUCCUGUUUUCAAAUGUACAGUAAUUUUCUCUUUUAAAUAAA
Anoplopoma fimbria (sablefish) is the source of this 13460-nucleotide messenger RNA. It is a transcript of the gene akap13b, whose product is annotated as A-kinase anchoring protein 13. The transcript has 42 exons. The record is from RefSeq and is a predicted model, not a curated record. Gene Ontology annotation, biological process: regulation of Rho protein signal transduction. The coding region runs from base 9 to 8621 and encodes 2870 amino acids. Gene Ontology annotation, molecular function: guanyl-nucleotide exchange factor activity. NCBI's taxonomy places the organism in Eukaryota, Metazoa, Chordata, Actinopteri, Perciformes, Anoplopomatidae.